Cyanistes caeruleus (blue tit) is the source of this 5678-nucleotide messenger RNA. RefSeq names its product LysM domain containing 3 (gene LYSMD3). Gene Ontology annotation, biological process: Golgi organization. NCBI's taxonomy places the organism in Eukaryota, Metazoa, Chordata, Aves, Passeriformes, Paridae. Gene Ontology annotation, cellular component: Golgi apparatus. The record is from RefSeq and is a predicted model, not a curated record.
CCCGCGGAGCAUGGCCGGCAGAGGCGCCUGCAGCGGCCCGCAGCCGCCCGCCGUGGCGCAGCCGCUCGGUGGCGGUCACCUGUACCCCUUCGUGAGCGCGGAGAGCGAGGGGCCCGAGGAGGAGGGCGAGGUGUCGGAACUGCGGCCGCGGGGCAGGGAGAAGGUCCGGCGGAGCGCGUCGAGGGACAGGCUGGACGAUAUCGUCCUGCUGACGAAGGACAUCCGGGAAGGGGACACGCUGAACGCGAUCGCGCUGCAGUUCUGCUGCUCGGUUGCAGAUAUCAAGAGACUUAACAAUCUUAUCAACGAUCAAGAUUUUUUUGCCCUGAGGUCUAUCAAAAUUCCAGUGAAAAAGUUCAGUGUAUUGACUGAAACGCACAUGUCUCCAAAAGGAAAACCAGCUCUUCGGCCUGCUCUGUGUUCCCCAGAAGUACAGGAAACAUCUCUUUGUGAUAAAUUCUCUGCUAAUGAGACUGCUGGCAACUUCUUAAAAGAAGUCGAUCGAGAUAUAGAAGAAAUAGUGAAAUCUAAUGAUACAAAGAGAGAGAAUCUGAAUGAAGUUGUUUCUGCUUUAGCAGCCCAACAGAUCUGUUUUGAAACUGAUGGUAAAACUAAAAAAUGCAGGGAUCCUUACUACGGAGCAGACUGGGGUAUAGGAUGGUGGACAGCAGUAGUGAUUAUGUUGAUUAUUGGCAUAGUAACUCCAGUUUUUUAUCUCCUGUAUUAUGAAGUUCUAGUGAAAGCAGAUGUCAGUCAUCAUUCUCCAAUGGAAUCUUCCCAUUUGUUUGUCACAGCAGUAUCGCAUCAGAAAGAAAUAGAAAACGGAAUAAAUCCAACAAAUAUUAUGAAAGUUGAUAAUCAAGGAGACGUUCAGCAUUAAUAAUGGAAGAUCCUAGACAACUGUUAUUUGUAGAUACGUAACAUAACCUUAUAUAAAGGGCAAUCCACAGAAUGCAAAAUGCACUUGGAAUGCAGAGAAAAAGUGUACUGAUGUGUGACUUGCCUUUAUAGGUAAUGUUCCACUACAAGGAUAUUUCUGGGGAUCGCAUAAUCUCUGAAUAUGGCUGUGACAGGCAAUUUGCAAGAUUGGGGUGUAAAUUGAGGUAUGAAGUCAUCUCUGAAGCUUUGCACUUUUUUCUAUUUUGAUAGGCUUGUUUCUUAAUUAAUGAUGAGGUGAAAAAAUGUAGUUCAAACUAAUACAAAAGGAGUCUCACUGUGAGUGUGUUUUACAGCCCAGAAAUGGGCAUAUGGGGAUAUCUAACUUUUAAACAUCUUAAAGUAUUUAUAGAAUUGAUAGUACACUUGACAUUUUAAUAUCAGGUUUACAGUUGUAAGUUAAAAUGAUGUUCUCAUAAGUUUAUCUUUCUUAUAGAGUAAGGUUUUUUUUAAAACUCAAUCAUUCCAUUAUUAAUUGCCACUAUGAAGUUCUUUUUUUACAACUGACUAUUACAGAGGCAGUAGCAAAUACUUAAACUGGAAUCUUGAAAUCUUGAGCCUAUGGUCAACCUAUUCUUUAGUACUUUUCAGUAUAGGCACUAGGGUAAUUUGCUUUUCUCUGUGUGCCUGAACACAGUCCAGUUAGGAGUCUUCCUGAAACUUUACAUUAUUCCUUAGUAUCCUUCUGAAAACUGACUGGAUUGCACUCUCAUCUGGUCACCUGUGUGUAGAAUAAAAGAAGUGCAAAAGUGUGGCACCAUGCUGUAACUGCCCCAGUAGUCCUUAUUUUCUGCUAAUAGGCUUAUUUUUUUUCCCUCUCCAGAUAAUCUCAGUUCAGGACCAACUGAUUCUUCAGACAGCAGUCAUGUGGGUACUGAGCAUGCUAAUAUUGGUCUCAUGCCCAUGAACCUCAAGCACUUAACUUUUUCCUGAAAAAUCCUAGAAAACUUCAAAUUAUAUUUAAUGCCUGCUAGCAAAUUGCAGCAGAAUAGACAUCUUGCACCUUCAGAUUUGUUCUUUACAUAUUAGUGUUUUCAUUAACGAUUCUGUUUUUGAAUGUUUCUCUUGGAGUUUCAUGAUCAACUUUGGUUUUCCCCUCUUUUUUUCUUCUCCAUCUGAAAAUGCUACAAGUUAAAAAACAAAACAAACAAAAAACCAAUUUAAAACCCCACACCUCUAGACUCUUCAUACCAAAAGGAGGUACUUGUGUACUCAGAAUACUUUUAAAUAAAAACUGAGAUGGUGCCUAUAAUUCUUUUUGUUAUAUUUGCCUUGUGGACCAAGAAUUCCAUUGCCCUAUUGAAAAUAGUAUUUAUUACCAAAACCUAAGAUAACAUACUUGAUUAGUAUUUAAAAAGAAAGAAGUGAAAAAACAGUAUCCUCUAAACUACUAUUGUAAACUUUCCAAUGAGUGUCUUGACUACGUAUACACAGUAUAAAAAGUCAGGAAAAGUAAAUGUAUUAUAACUAUUGAGGUAUUCCAAAACGCUUUACCCGAUUCUUAGACUUAGGCCCCAUCUAUUCUCGGGGCACCUGUUGCCCCAAGAAGCUGAGCAGAUAGUCUUCACUGGCAUGCCAAGUGUAUGAACAAGAAUUGGCUAACUUGUAUUAUAUUGAAAUUGAGGCAGGCCAAAGAAAAAUUGUGUACAGUUAGGUACCUGAACUAUAAUCUGUGACUGUUGAACGUUUUGAUUAAAGGAGCAUCUGUGGAGUUAGUGAGCCUACUCAUAGUCUCCACACUAGAAAAGGGAUUUCAAACAGCAUGAACUUGACGGUUUGCAUAACAUUUGUUUUCAAAGAUCUUUUCCAGUGGUUUCUCUUUUCAUUAAGAGAAUAUGCCAGUAAGUCAAGCAUAAACACUGAGGUAGCAGUUCUAAUGCUGUAUGAAAAAAUGCUUCACAAAGUAAUUUAUGGUAGCUAAAGUGAUAACAGCUCUCAUGGUUAAAACUUUAAAAGGUGACUCGCUCAGACAAGAAAGCUUUAGCACAUAAAAACAAAUGUUUUCUAUAUAGGAUGAAACUUGGUAUAUAAUGCAUCAUUUUUUUUGCUGCAAGUGUUUUUAUUGUUUUGCUCCUUCACCCAUCAUUCUGUUCCUGAAAUUUACCAGUUCUAAUACUUUAUCCUUUUUUUCUUACGAAUUGAUCAAAGAACAUUAAAUUAGCUAUUGUGAUGAUGCAGCAUAAGCCUAAUUUACAGCACAUACCUGAACUAACGGUUACUAAAUUGCUACGGGUGCAGAAGUGAAACGAACUGCAGUUAUGGUUUGAUUAGGUCAGGAAAGUCUCUGCUGCAUUGAUACAGAGGCCUGUAGUGGUACAGCUGAAGAGUCCUCUAGAGUGUCCCAGACUUGGGGCUUUCACAGUGCCAAAGACGUGUGGCAUACUUGCACUGAGUUAAGGGUGAUGUGCCUUGAUUUACCUUAAUACAAGCAGUUUGAUUGGACUAUAUUCCAUUCUAACCAAGAGCCUGGCAUGUUUUUACAUAUGUAUUAUGUAGCAUAUUUCAUACAGUACAUUUUUAAUUUCAGUUAACUUUAUCAGGAAGAUACAGUAGAUCUCUUUUCAAGACUGUAGGACUCCUGAUCCUGGAGGAGGAGUACAACCAUCAAGCUUGGCUCUCUGCAGAAUGUGGGAAUCUUUACAGCUUUUUUACAAAAUACAACACAACGGGUAAUUCAUCAUUACAUGUCAGCCCUGAAUAAACAGGGUAACUGCUCUGUGAGGAACUUAAAUCUGAUUCAAGUUAAAAUCUGUGAAGUUAGUCUUGUAGAAGCUGAGUUCUUAAACAAAUAAACAAAAGAAACCCCAAAAGCAAACAAAAAAAAGAGCCAAACUCCCUCACAAAAACAUGGAAUAAUUGAGUUGUAAAUCACUUUUUGGAUUAAUGCAACACAUUGUUCAGGAAAUGGGUUUUAAACUUACAGUGUUGGAUCAUAUAAAAUCUAAAUGUUUUAAGUCUGGUAUACUUUGGAGUAAGUUCUCACAAAUAGUCUUUGUAAGUUUUAUAAGGGCUGAAAAUACAACUUUGUGAAAUACUUCUGAUUGGGGAUGCAAGUCUUAUUUUAAAUACUUUGCUCCUCUGCUUUUCAAAGAACAUAAGUAAUAUAUGUAAAAUAAAGAUUUUAUCAUGGACUGCAGUGAAAAUAGUGCAUGUAAUAUAUUUUUAGUUUUACAUACUUUGCAUGUUUUACUACAGCAGGCCACUACUUGUAUUUGUUUAGGCCAAUUUUUAUGUAUGAUGUACAGUAAAAAUUCCUGGCCAGCAAGUACUUUGUUGGCAGUAGCUGCAUAUAGCAUUCCUAUCUAGUAUACCAUAACUGCAGCCUUUAUGGUUUAUUCUGUUCAUGCCUUGUAAACUUUGAACUUUUCUACAUACAUUUCAGACAACUUGUUAGUUCUCAGAAACAGGUAUGAACAACUGAGGGAGGGAUCAAUGACGUUCUUAGAUGGUAAGAUGACACUGAAAGCAAUAUAAAUUAAGAUUUGAAUAUAUGCCUGUCCAUAUUUGAAAUUUGCUGAAAACCAAAGAAGAGUCAUAAGCUUUGUUGGCAUUAUAGUCUUGCAAUGAAUUCUAAACAAUCAGAAAAUCAGCUCCUGAAAAGAGGUGCAAGCAUUACACCUCUGGAAGAGCACAAUCUCACCUCUUUUCAGAAGUGCCUUAGCACUGUGUCUUGCAGUACUUGUUCCUAAUCGAUGACCUUAUUUACCAUAGCUAAACUAAGCCUGAAGGGUCCAACCCAAGACUUUGCAAUUCCCUCUGCAGGAAGAGGUGACUGCAGUUUACCUCUUAAAGGACUCAAAAUUACUUGAUUUUUAACAGAGUAAUGUUUCUCAACAGUAGUUGCAGUAGAAAGUGCAAUAGGAAGGCAGUUACCCAUUAGCAGAAUGAUGAAUGGUGAAAGUAAUUGGUCCUCAAGAAUUACUGUCUGCUGCUGAAUAAGAUACUGUACUUGUUCAGGCAAGCCACAACUUGUCAACAAAUUGUUACUCAUGCAGUAACUCUUUUCUAGUGUUAAUUUUAUAGUUCCAUCUUUGACAAAAGCCAUUUAUUUGCAUUCCUGUUGUAGGGGGAAAGGAGUCUUAUCCUUCAUCUUGCACGGGGAGAACAGCUAACAGAAGCAGUUAUAGUCACAGCAGGUGAAUUCAGUUUUCACCAUACUUGCCUCUUUCACAUCUUCCGUCUGUGUUUUGUAUAUCACACAAAAGAAACAGGCACACGCAUUCAAGAAACAGCUGCUGCUAUGUGUGGUGUUAAAAAAGAAAUUAACUGGCAGAAUACAUUUCCUGUGCAAUGCAGCUGAAUGUUUAUUACACCUUGCAGUCAACAACACUUCAAAUUAAAAGUAGUAUACCUCUGAGGUGUGACCUGCAUAGAAUUUUAGUUUAAUGUCCUUUAUAUAUGAUAGGUAUUUUAUCAUAAUAUUUGAAAAUUACAUCUUAAGGACCAAAUUCUUGCUGCAUACAGAAGUUCACAGAAUAAUGCAAAAUUGUUUCCCGGUCACCAGUGAGGUGAAUUACCUUUUCAAAGAAAAUAAAACCUCAAAAUCAACCAACAAAGAAAGCCCAAAACCCCUGAUUGCUAAUAAUGUAGUUGAAAUAAAAUAGUAUUUUUUGCUAUCAAAAAACCGUAAGAUACAGAGAAUGUGCUGUCACAAUGUUCUUCAAAUACCUAAUCUCACUAAUAACACUAUUUCAACACUGCAGCUGUUGGUUCUCAAAUAAAAAGAUGUUUCCAAACAUUCA